CAGUUUUGAUUGCAGAUAAGUGGGCUCGUAUUGGGCCGGUUUCAAAAAAUCAUAGCAUCAGUAGAUCCAUGAAUUUCCAAAUCCAUGAAUUUCCAAAUCCAUGAUUUCACCAUCACCCAACAAAGAUUUGGAGAAGAACAUACACCAAGGGUAUAGCAACUACCAACACAAGAAAUUCAGUCACAAAACACAACUCAACACUUUUUUUCCACUGAUUACUGCUCAGAAUCCUUAAAAAGGGUAUAUAAAGAGAGAGAAGAAAAUAUGGAGGUUGGGUUUCUGGGUUUGGGAAUAAUGGGCAAAGCUAUGGCAAUGAAUCUACUGCGAAAUGGUUUCAAGGUUACUGUUUGGAAUAGGACUCUUUCAAAGUGUGAUGAACUUGUUAAACAUGGAGCUACCGUUGGAGAGACGCCAGCUGCUGUAGUUAGGAAGUGCAAGUAUACGAUCGCGAUGUUGUCGGACCCUUCAGCUGCCACAUCGGUUGCUUUCGACAAAAAUGGAGUCCUUGAAGCAAUAUGCAAUGGAAAAGGUUAUAUUGAUAUGUCAACUGUAGAUGCAGAAACGUCCAUAAAGAUCAAUGAGGGAGUUGCAUCCAAGGGCGGGCGUUUUCUGGAAGCUCCAGUUUCUGGUAGCAAAAAGCCAGCUGAAGAUGGUCAAUUGAUUAUCCUUGCUGCAGGAGAGAAGGGCCUCUAUGAUGAAGCAAUUCCAAUAUUUGAUGUAUUGGGGAAGAAGUCUUUCUUCUUGGGACAAGUUGGAAACGGGGCUAAAAUGAAGCUUGUGGUCAACAUGAUAAUGGGAAGUAUGAUGAAUGCAUUUUCGGAAGGGCUGGAAUUGGCUGACAGUAGUGGACUUGACCCUCAUACGCUUCUCGAUGUGUUGGAUUUGGGAGCCAUGGCUAAUCCAAUGUUCAAACUGAAAGGACCUUCAAUGCUUCAAAGUAAAUACACCCCUGCGUUUCCUCUCAAGCAUCAACAGAAGGAUAUGAGAUUGGCACUUGCCCUUGGAGAUGAAAAUGCUGUUUCAAUGCCAGUAGCAGCUGCCGCAAAUGAGGCGUUCAAGAAGGCAAGAAGCAUGGGGCUUGGAGACGAAGACUUUUCAGCCGUUCAUGAAGCCGUGAAGUGUCCUAAACAUACUUGAACACGCAAAUCACAAACGUGUACUAUCUAGGGCUGGUAUAUUUCAGUGUGAUCUUUCCGCCUUACAUGUAUUGCCCUCAACAGUAGCAUAACAAGGACAGAUUCUAGAAUAAUACAAGCCUUAUCAAUUAGUGGUUCUAUAAUUCCCUUAUAUUUCAGAUUUCCUGUCUUUAUCUAA
This is a messenger RNA of Amaranthus tricolor (Joseph's coat), 1314 nucleotides long. RefSeq names its product glyoxylate/succinic semialdehyde reductase 1-like. Lineage: Eukaryota; Viridiplantae; Streptophyta; Magnoliopsida; Caryophyllales; Amaranthaceae. The coding region runs from base 265 to 1137 and encodes 290 amino acids. Gene Ontology annotation, molecular function: NAD binding; 3-hydroxybutyrate dehydrogenase activity; NADP binding. The transcript has 9 exons. Gene Ontology annotation, cellular component: cytosol. The record is from RefSeq and is a predicted model, not a curated record.